This is a messenger RNA of Neoarthrinium moseri, 1599 nucleotides long. RefSeq lists its product as uncharacterized. The record is from RefSeq and is a predicted model, not a curated record. Bases 1 to 1599 code for a protein of 532 amino acids. Gene Ontology annotation, molecular function: metal ion transmembrane transporter activity. Gene Ontology annotation, biological process: metal ion transport; transmembrane transport. Lineage: Eukaryota; Fungi; Ascomycota; Sordariomycetes; Amphisphaeriales; Apiosporaceae. The transcript is spliced from 2 exons. Gene Ontology annotation, cellular component: membrane.
AUGCAGCACGGCCCGAAGUCGAACACUUCGGAAUAUGAGGCACGCAUCAGGAACUGCUUCCGCUGCUGGCCAAGUGCCGGUCCUUUCUAUCAGACCUUGAUCGACUACUUGCAGACGGCGGGAUCACGCAUCGGGUUCUCUCCAUUACAAAGCCCAACAGUAUAUUUGCUGGGACAUGACCUUGGCAAGAGAGCCGAGAUCGAGGUUGGAAAUUCUGCUGCUUCAUCCCACGGAGCGCGAAGGCCUCCCUUCAAUCUAGCGCUUUCGAGCUCUGUCCAGGGUCUUGGUCCGCGGCGGGUACAUGCGGCACACCAGCCCCAUAUCACGGUAGUUGAAGGGUUCCUGGCACCCGAAUCCAUCAGAAUCUUGGGAGAGAUGUACCAAGUCAGACCUGAACUUUUCAUCGACUACCUGGAGCCGCAUUAUGCUUACGGAUCUAGCACAUUGAUGGGAAGAUACGAACUACCAAAUCUGCCUUCCAAGCGAGAUAACAUUGUCCAUAUCCGAUUCAUGUCGAUGCUACAGAUUCCGGGCGAGACCACGCCGUUCUCAGCCUCGCGUGUUAGUCCGUUUGAGCAGCGCACUCUGCUGGAGAAUAAGCGCUACGCCCACGAGAAGCGACUUUUUCAUCAUCGACAAUAUGGUGCCACGAGGUAUCGAGCACUGCAUGUUCACAAUGGGCAAUGGCUUACAGUCGAGCAAAUGGCAUCCUUUUGUGUAACACACGAGAGCAAGAGUUGGCGCGGCUUGCUUCUACUUGAUAGCGGAAGACCUUGCGAGGAUGUCGACCUUCCAUGGGCAGGAUGCUUUCAGGAUCUCGAGAGAGCCGAAUUUGUCCCUACCAUACCUUAUAAUCUUCCCAUUGGCCAUGAAAGCGGUGCAGAACUGCAAGACGACCUCUUUCCCAAGCAGCAUCGCCCUUAUCACCCGGCUAUUGACAUCAUGUUAGCGGCCGGCUCUCCGGUCUCCACGCAGCUACUCGCAGAGGACCCUUUCUACAUCCUCGGUUGUGUGUACGACGCCGCUGCACGUACGCGAAUCCAGUUAUUGAGCUUCAUCGAGUCAGACAUUACUGAGUGUUCGUCUGCAAGUGGUUUCACCAUGGGCUCACAGCAAAGCCUGGUGCUUGAUCAGUUGCGUUUCGACCUUCAACUUGUGCGACGUGUGGAGCGCUUCUGUAAGGAGGAUCUGGCAAAUGUUAUAAAGCUGGGUUCCGCCGCGUGGCCUCGAGCUGAGCAAUUAGGAGAGAUACAAAAGCUCAAAGAGCGUCUCCAGAGCGACUAUGUCUAUCUUAUUGAGCAGUGCAGCAGCCUCGCGCUUCAGUGCGAGACGGCUAGCAACGCGCUAGUUAGCAUAGCGCAGUGGAUGGAUGCACGACAGGGCAUUCAAGAAUCCCGCCACAUCACUAAUCUCACCAUCUUGGCGUUUCUCUUUAUUCCGCUAACAUAUAUAACCUCUGUUCUGAGUAUGAAUGUUGAAGGUAUCAUGGAAGGAGUUCCGCUGUGGGCGUGGGUGGGAGCAUCGACUGUUUCAGUAAUACUUACCACUGUAGUCGUGGUGAUAAUGAGGUGGAAGCGAUGGGAGAUACCAAAGACAUAA